GGAAAAUAUCAUAUUAUGUGUUAUAAAAGUGAAGAAAAUGUGACAUGUUGUAAUUUGCGGUGGGAAUCAUGAAGCCACGUCUUCUGAAUACCCCACAAGGGUGGCCAAAGUCAGGGUUAUACAGAGCAUUUCAUAUGCAAAAGCUGUGAAAAGGGUUGAGGGGUUGAAUGUUGCGCCAGAAGAGUCCAUGGUAGCCGAUAGGCCUUCACUGCAGGCUGCAGGGGUUGUCUUGACUCCAAGAGGAUCCUGACAUUUUAAAGGUUAAAACGGUGGCCUUUAUUGCAAUGGUGAUAAAUGGCACUGCCAAGGUGGAGAAAAGAUCUAGGAAGAUUGAAAUCAUUGUGAUUGCGGCGGAGCGGUUCCUGGGGCUGAAAGAUUUCACAGCAAAGGAGUUACACGGAAUAUUAGCAAAAGCCGCACCACCUUCUUAGGUCAUAGAGCCUGAGAAGGGAGAUAUGGAGAACUAAAAGGAAGGAGAAGUGGGAGUGGGAGAUCCACUGACAUGAUACAGAGCUGCCAACUCUCACGCUUUCGCCGUGUCACACACGUUUUUGCCUGUUUUCACACGCACUCACGCCACACAUCCAAUUUCUCAUGCAAAAAAAAUCAGCAGAGACUCGUUCGUUCCUUUUUUCAAACUCCCCGAUGGUAGAUGGCGCUGAUGAGCGCCACUGAACAAUAUGCGCUGCACCCCGAAGUUAGCGACAGAAGAAGAGAUACCAUUGCCGCGAAAGUCAACAGGAGAAGAAACGGUCACUACCUCAAGAAGUCUGAUAAGAAGCUGAGCUGAGACUAGACAAGAAGGGCUGAGGUCAAAAUGACAGCUGGGUUGGUAGUUCACAACGUCCCCCUAGCCUUUGCGGACCACCUGGGGCCUCUCCUAAAAGAAUGUUUCGGAGAUUCAAAGACAGCGCAGGAGUACAGGUGUGCCAGGACUAAGUCAUCCUGCAUUACCAAUGAAGCACUCGCACCAUAUUUCACACAGGAGCUUGUGAAGGAGAUGAAAAUGGGAGUGGAAAAGAUGAACCCGCUUACUGUCCGGGUCUUCAUGGGCAGCAAAGUUGUCCACCAGUUUUUAAAUAUGUGCUCAACAAGUGGGACGAGAUGUGGGACAGCAAGUGAGAUCUUCACCAAAAUUAACUCCACCAUAGAGGAGCAUGGCAUCCCUUGGGAGAACUGCAUUGGUCUCUCAGUUGACAAUGGAGCUGUGAACAUUGGACCACGUAAUUCCAUUGCCUCUAGGGUGCUCCAGAAGCAUCCCAACACCUAUAUUCAUGGUUGUCCUUGUCAUGUGGCACAUAACACCGCCAAAGCUGCAGGAGUGGGAUUUUUUAAAGUGUCCGGUUUUGAUUUGGAGGAUAUGGUAGUGGACAUCGGUUACUGGUUCAAGGGUAGCACAAAUCGGAAAGGAUACCUGACAGAGUUUUGUGAGCUCCAUGAAGCGGAGGACAUGGAGGUCCUCCUGCAUAUCUCGGUCCGUUGGCUAAGCCUUGAACGUUGUGUGACCAGGAUCCUGAGGCUGUAUGAACCUCUGGCCAGCUACUACAAAUCUGCUAAUGAAAAUCAGGCCAGGUUCAAGAGACUUGUGCAGACAUUCACUGACCCCAUGACAAAGUGUACCUGCUGUUCUUCCAAGCCACUGUACCAACUUUCACUUCUUUCAACUUGCUGCUUCAGAGAGAGCAGUCAUCAAUAUUUUUGUUACAUUUCAUGAUGAGAUGGUGAAAUUCGUACGCAAGCUAUGUUCCAAGUUUAUGGUUCCAGCAGCUCUGCAGUGCCAUGAGGAGCCUUGUGAAAUUGCCUUUAAAGAAAAGGCUAACCAUUU
Coregonus clupeaformis (lake whitefish) is the source of this 1825-nucleotide messenger RNA. RefSeq lists its product as uncharacterized. The transcript is spliced from 7 exons. The record is from RefSeq and is a predicted model, not a curated record. Lineage: Eukaryota; Metazoa; Chordata; Actinopteri; Salmoniformes; Salmonidae. The coding region runs from base 818 to 1714 and encodes 298 amino acids.